Molecule: messenger RNA, 2209 nt
Organism: Cokeromyces recurvatus
Lineage: Eukaryota; Fungi; Mucoromycota; Mucoromycetes; Mucorales; Mucoraceae
Product: Noc2p family-domain-containing protein
Exons: 5
Coding region: 260-2164 (634 amino acids)
Biological process (GO): ribosomal large subunit biogenesis
Cellular component (GO): Noc1p-Noc2p complex; nucleolus; nucleoplasm
Source: RefSeq, a predicted model, not a curated record
UUUUUUUUUUUUUCCAUCAAAUAUCUUUAACCUUUAUAUUAACCAUUCAGCUAUGGCACCUAUAACACAGAAAAAAUCAAAAAAGAAGAGCAUAAACACAAAACUCUCAAAAGGAGUUGAAAAGAAAAAGAAGGGUAAAAAGCGAAAUAAAUUAAAAUAAAAAAGAAGAGAAUUAUUCAUUGACAUUUGCCACAUAAUUAUAGUCAACGUCAAAAAAACGAAGAAACAAGUUCAAAUAGAAAAUGAAGAAGACUCCCCCAUGGAGGAUGUUCAAUCAGACGAUGAUGUUUUUAAAAAAUUACAACGUGUUAUGGAUGAGGAAGGAUCUGAUGUUGACUCUGAAGAAGAAAAGGAAGAAAAACAUGAUGCUGAUGAACAAGAUGAUAGUAGCGAUCUCUCUUCUGAAGUUGAAAGAGAAAUGGCUGUAGAUGACAACGAUGAAGAGGAAGAAGAGGAGGAGGAGGAGGGAGAAGAAGAUAUAGAAAAAUUAAAAAAAGAUAUUGAACAACACAGAAAAGAUAUGGAAGCUUUAAAAGAGCGUGAUCCUAAAUUUUAUAAAUUUUUGGAAGCCGAAGAUAAAGAGCUUUUAGAUUUUGAUGAGUCAGAUGAUGGUUUGGAUGCUGAUGACGAUGAUCAACAAUAUAGCGAUAUGGAAGAACCUGAAGAAACGAUCAUUCAAGAUACAGCUAUCGUUUUAAAUAAAAAUACUGUAAACGAAUGGGUCGAAACAAUAAAGACAACAAAAGAUUUCAAGGCAUUUAAGAAAUUGUUAUCUGCUUUUAGAACAGCUGCAAGAAUGGCAGAAGAUGAAGAUGAUAAAGCUGUCUUAACCUAUAAAAUUGAAGAUCCUGCAGUUUUCUCCAAGGUGAUUACAUGUACACUUCGUUUUGCACCUGUCGUCUUUAGUCAUCAUUUAAAACCUAAAAAGGAAAGCGAAUUACCUAUAACUUCUGGACGCUGGAACUUUUUUAAAUCCUAUGUAAAGACAUACCUUAAUAAUCUUUUACAUCUUUUACGAAACUUGACUGAUGCUGAUAUGCUUCGUUUAACAAUCCGUGAAGCUGAAAAAUGUACAAAGUUCUUUGUUUGUUUCGAUCGUCUCGCCAAAGAUUAUCUCAAAACUUUAUUAAACGCUUAUUCCAGUCUUACUUCUACAGAUACUGUUCGCAUUCAAGCAUUCUUGAGUAUUAAAUCCUUAUCUAUUUCUUCUAUUCCUGUUAUUGCUAAAGGUAAAAACAAAGGUGUUAGUUCCGAAAAGCCUCAGGGCUACCUUGAUAUUUGUCUUAAAAAUGUCUACUUAUCUUUUGUCAAGAACUCUAAAACAACCAAUGCUCACACAUUGCCUACUAUUAACUUGAUGCGUAAUCUUGCUGUGCAACUAUAUGGUAUAAAUCCUGUUCUGAGUUAUCAACAAGGUUUUGUUUACGUUCGUCAAUUGGCUAUUCAUUUAAGACAAGCUAUGAAAGUUCGUUCCACAAAAAAUCACAAUACAGUUUACAAUUGGCAAUAUAUUCACUGUAUUGAUUUCUGGGCUGAUGUCUUGAACACAUUUAGCAACUCAAUGAUGGUUACUGAAGAAGGCGAGCAAGUUGAAUCACCUUUGAAAUCUCUCUUAUAUCCAUUCACACAAGUAGCUGUCGGUGUCAUUCAAUUAAUUCCUACCGCACAAUUCUAUCCUCUCCGUUUCCAUAUUAUUCGCACAUUAACUUCACUUAUUCGUAAUACUAAUAUUUUCAUUCCUCUUGCUACCUUUAUCCUAGAAGUUCUUGAAGGAUCAGUGGCAAGAGAAAAAGCGAAAAAGUCCAAUACAGGUUUACCUACUGAAUGGGAACUUGUUCUUAAAGUAAAUAAGAAAAAUGUUCACACACGUAUGUAUCAAGAUGAAGUUUUGAACCAAUGUGCAAUUGCUUUGAAGAAUUACUAUAAAGAAUAUAUCUAUCAUAUUUCGUUCCCAGAAAUGGUAGAUGCUGAUAUUGUAGCUAUUAAGCGUUUUGUAAAACAUUCACACAGUUUGAAAGGAAAAGAAAAAUUGCAUACAUUAGCAAAGGAGCUCGAGGCUAAGGCAUCAUUUGUUCGUCAACAACGUUCCAAGAUUAACUUUAGUCCUUCAAACGAAGAUGAAAUCAAACAAUUUAGUGAAGAUUUAAAGGCAAAAUUAACUUAAAAUUCAUGUAACAAAAUUAAUAAAAUUUAGACUUUUCAUACUACA